Molecule: messenger RNA, 1930 nt
Organism: Rhododendron vialii
Lineage: Eukaryota; Viridiplantae; Streptophyta; Magnoliopsida; Ericales; Ericaceae
Product: splicing factor U2af large subunit A-like
Exons: 18
Coding region: 134-1741 (535 amino acids)
Biological process (GO): mRNA processing
Cellular component (GO): nucleus; U2AF complex; U2-type prespliceosome
Molecular function (GO): poly-pyrimidine tract binding; pre-mRNA 3'-splice site binding
Source: RefSeq, a predicted model, not a curated record
CCGAACAGAGCAUUCCAACUGCUUACGCCAAAUGCCGAUCUAGGGCACAAAUUGAUCUUCUCUCUCCGCUAUAGACACAAGGAAAACAAGUUAGCGCCAAGGAUUAGGGUUUCUAGGUACCAAGAUUCCAUUAAUGUCUAGCUACGACGACGACGGCGAUCGGCAUACCAGCAAAGGCGACGACCAUGGACGCGGAGGGUCGUCCCCCUACCGUCACAAGCAUAAAUCUCGUGAAUCAAACAGUGAGAGGUCAAGAGAAUGGAACCGAGACCGUCAUCCCAGGGACUACAAAGAGAGAGAUGUGAGGGAUAAUAGGGGAAGGAACAGAAAUAGUUAUGGCCGUUCCUCAAAUCGGGAUUAUGAAAGGCACCGAGAUUAUGAUCAUGACAGAGAUAGGCAUCAUAGACACAGAUCACGUUCUCGAUCAAACGAGAAAUAUAGAAAGAGAUCUAGAUCUCGUUCCCGCUCUCCUUCCAAAAGCAAACGAACAAGUGGUUUUGACAUGGCACCACCUGUUACAUCUUUUCUUGGUGUUGGUGCAAUCCCAGGACAAUUGACAGGUGUCCCUCAAGCAAUGCCCGGAAUACUUCAAAACAUGCUUCCUUUUGGGGCGACACAGGUUAAUCCAUUGGGAGCUCUUUCCUUGAUGCCAGCCCAAGCUAUGACUCAGCAGGCUACAAGGCAUGCACGCAGAGUUUACGUUGGUGGUCUACCUCCCUUGGCUAAUGAGCAGACAAUCGCAACAUUUUUUAGUAGUGUUAUGGCGGCUAUCGGAGGAAAUUCUGCCGGCACUGGUGAUGCUGUUGUCAAUGUGUACAUUAAUCAUGAAAAGAAAUUUGCAUUUGUGGAGAUGAGAACUGUUGAAGAAGCAAGUAAUGCAAUGUCAUUAGAUGGGAUUGUAUUUGAGGGAGUCUCUGUGAGGGUUCGAAGGCCUACAGACUACAACCCUUCAUUAGCUGCAGCACUUGGUCCUAGCCAACCAAACCCUCACCUUAACUUGGCUGCUGUUAGACUAACACCGGGUAUGGUUGGUGGAGUUGAGGGACCUGAUCGUAUCUUUGUUGGUGGCUUGCCAUACUACUUUACUGAAGUACAGAUACGGGAAUUGCUGGAGUCCUUUGGACCGUUGCGUGGGUUUGAUCUUGUCAAGGAUAGAGACACGGGAAAUUCCAAAGGAUACGGUUUCUGCAUUUAUAAGGAUCCAACGGCAACUGACGUUGCUUGUGCUGCUCUUAAUGGCUUGAAAAUGGGGGAUAAGACUUUAACUGUCCGGCGUGCCACUAUGAGCAAUGAGCCAGUUAACUCAGAACAGGAAAGUAUAUUAGCUCAGGCACAACAACAUAUAGCUUUGCAGAAAAUGACCUUGCAAGCUGGUGGUGUGAAUCUUCCUGGAAUAGGGAUAGGGCCUAUGACAACUGGAGAGACUCCAACAAAAGUUCUAUGCUUGACUGAGGUAAUUACGUCUGAUGAACUGAUGGAUGAUGGAGAUUACGAGGAGAUAUUAGAAGACAUGAGGGAUGAAGGGGGGAAGUUUGGACUAUUGAAAAAUGUUGUUAUUCCCCGCCCGGCUGCAAAUGGAGAGCAGGUUGCAGGUGUUGGAAAGGUGUUCUUAGAGUAUGCUGAUACCUCCGGUUGUGCCAGCGCAAAGGAUGCACUUGGUGGGAGGAAAUUCGGGGGCAAUACCGUGACUGCUGUGUAUUAUGCCGAAGACAAAUUUUACGACAUGGACUACGGUGCUUAAAUUGGCCGAUCGUGCAGAAUCCUUUUUUUUGUUUGGUUUUCUUUGUACCACUGUACAGUUUAAGAAGCGUGUGGUGGUGUUUUGUUUAUUGUACGGAUAUCAACUUCAUGUUUUAAGAGAUGGUAUUCUAUUCACUGAAAGCUUCUCUGUAGCUUUAUUCUUCUAGUAAAAUAUUUCUUAUGUUGAUCA